GAAUGCUGGAAUGCUCACCUACAGAUUCUUUGAGUGGGCUGCCAAGCAGAGAGGCUAUGCAUCCCACAGUGUCAGAGCUUACCAUUCAAUGAUUGGGUCACUUGCUAAAAUACGGCAGUAUCAGUUGAUGUGGGAAUUGGGGAAUGAGAGGUCCUCGAAAUCUCGAGGUAUGGAAGAUGGGCAUUGUCAACUAUUUGGAAGCUCAUAAACUGCAGGACAAACUGGUAAGUGCUAGGAAAGUUAAUAAGAUUCCCGAUACUAUUUUGUCUUUGCAACACCCGCCUACAUAUACCCUUGGAAAACGAAGGACUGAUCACAAUUUACUGAUUCCCGAGUCUGAUUUAAAAAGUAUAGGAGCUGAAUUAUGCUAUACAUUGAGGGGAGGGGAUAUAACUUUUCACGGUCCACAUCAAGCGAUAUUGUAUCCCAUUGUUUCGUUAAGGGAUAUUGGACUUGGUGCUCGGAGUUAUGUGGAGAAACUUGAGUCAACUAUGAUUGAAUUGGCAUCUUUGUAUGGUGUCAAAGCUAAACCUGGAGAAGCAGGUGAAACGGGUGUUUGGGUUGGUGAGAGAAAAAUUGGUGCAAUUGGGGUUAAAAUUUCGUAUGCAGUCACCUCUCAUGGGUUGGCAUUUAAUAUUGAUCCAGAUUUGAACUAUUUUAAGCACAUAGUGCCAUGUGGGAUUGCAAAUAAAGGAGUUACAUCAUUGAGAAAGGAGACAAAUUCGGUGCUUCCCGCCGAAGAAAUAAUUCAAGAGCAGUUGAUUUCUUGUUUCGCAAGACAAUUUGGGUAUAGCAGUGUUUCGUGGAAGGAGAAUGCGUCUGUAUUAUUGUCUGAUGAUUGCGAAAUUGAAUGAGAUAAUUAUUCUUUAUAUGAUUAAUACAUAAGGUUAGAUCUUAAUAUCUUUCCAAGUUUUCAAAGCUUGAGAAUUUCGACUUGUAAUUAGGUAAGCCUUGGGACCAAAGACCAUCCUAAUGGAUCUUAUUGACUCAAGUUCCAUGAAAUUGUUUAUUUAAUAAAAUACCAUCUUGUUUACUAGCACGUUUGGUACCGAAAA
Cannabis sativa is the source of this 1055-nucleotide messenger RNA. RefSeq names its product octanoyltransferase LIP2, mitochondrial. Gene Ontology annotation, cellular component: mitochondrion. Bases 144 to 854 code for a protein of 236 amino acids. Gene Ontology annotation, biological process: protein lipoylation. Lineage: Eukaryota; Viridiplantae; Streptophyta; Magnoliopsida; Rosales; Cannabaceae. The transcript is spliced from 2 exons. The record is from RefSeq and is a predicted model, not a curated record. Gene Ontology annotation, molecular function: lipoyl(octanoyl) transferase activity.